AUGAUCCGAAUACGUAUUAUCCAACAGGAGCACGUUAUUGUAGUCAAGUAUAUAUAUAGAUUGUAUGGAUUGCCGAGACCAAACCGGAAAAAAGUCCCCAUCCCCAAUGUUUUCUCCACUCCAGCGACUUGUUCAUCCAUGACUACACGUUUUGUUUACACACAGCUUCCACAUAGAACUGGCGCAGAUGCACACCACCUCCUUCGCGAUGAGAUUGCCCUCUUGAGUCGGACUACCCUCGUCAAUAUUAGUAAACCAUCUAUUGCGGUCGUCGCCGAAGCCCUUGUGCAAUUGUUGGAAGAACUUGCAAGACCGUACAAAACGAUAUCGGCGCAUCCAUUGCAUGUUUUACAUUCGGAAUUUUACGUGCUUGAGCUGCUAGCGGAAUGCUGUACAACCCACUGGGAAAGCAUCAAUGCUUCACAAAAUGCUAGCUAUCGAGAAGAUCUACUCUCUCAGGGUUACAGGUCCGACGAUAGCACAAAACCUGAAGGACGAAGGGCAUCCAGAAACAGACUUUUGGCGCGCGAUAAACCCCCAGAAGCUUUAGACGACGAUUUGGCAAAGAGAUUGUUAGAUGUGAUCAAGCUGUUCUCAAAUCCUAUACCAGAGGGCUAUGUGCUUCCGGCGUCUAACAUCCUAGACGAUGUUCUUGGGGCCCCUCCUGCUCAGAACUCUUCAGGUGUGGAUUCUUUGAACGGCACAAAUAACCAACAAAAUGGAAUCGAGGCUACAAUAUUGAUACAAGAACAUUCGGAAUCCACAGAGGCAUGCAUAAGGAAAGUUGUGGAGUUUGUUUCCUUCUCCAAUUGGCCGCGGACUUUGGAGUAUUUGCGCGGCUCCCUCCGUGGACUACUUGCGGCCCAAUCCUCAAAUGGAAACCAAGCGCAAAACGGUUCCAUAGUCGACGAUGAGGCACUUGUCACUGUGCGCUUGAUUCCGUCGUUUUGGGUCGAUAGUCGAAAACUAGGAGUUGUCAUACAAGAACUGUGCGGCAGCUUCUUGCACCUCCGCAAGGCCUUUCAGACUAUAGUGGCAGUAGUCGUACCUCAGUUAAUCACCCGAUGGCUGGAGCGAAACCCUGAGGAAUUCAUUGAACUACACACAAUGCACAAAAGGUUAGACGGUGGAGCGGAAACUCUCUUUGAUAUGACGAAUAGCAUGAUAGAUGCGGGAAGACGAAAAACAUUAUUAUUUCCAUUUCAAACGUCUUUGUUAUUCCUUCUCCCAGACGUUUUUGAAGUCGCUAGCAACAUGAGAGAUAUCAAAAGUAGCAGUAUCUCUAAGAAGGUAUCGUUUUUGGAGAUGCUGAGGAAGACUUUGAGAAACAGGAAUGAAGCAGCCAUUUAUUGUUUGACGUCUGUUUUGCGAGUUGCAAGACAUUUUCCCCUCGAUAGUGAUUCAGCACUUCUGAGCUAUGCCUUAGAUGUCCAGGAAGAAGUGCGUGAAGCAGUAUUCAGGAGAUAUACCGUGGGUGCAGAAAACACAACCAUAGACUCUGGGUUAAUGACAGCAGCAUUUGUCAGCUUGGCGCAUCUAAAUUUUAAAACUUGCGUUGAUAAUCUUGCACCGUUCUGUCUUGCUCCCAAUACAUCUCCAGAUUUCAAACUUGCUGCAAUAAGAGCAUGCACGCACUUCGCCAAGCAAUCUAAUGUUAAUGACUACAAGCCGUUGUUUGCUAAGAUGUCUGAAUUCAUUCGCACUUACAUGAAGAAGGGAACAACGCUGAGAUUCAGAGACUCCUACCCAAUCGAACAUCUGACCAUGAAUAGACAAACGAAAUUUGCAUUGUCCGGAGAAGUGGUAUACAGCAUGUUAAUAUUCUUGCACGCAUAUCCUAUGGCUAUGUUUGUUGGCCUCGACAUGGGCUCACCGACUGCUGACACCAUUUUUGAGGACAUCUAUGCUGCCUUUUUGGCUUUUUUGACCUCCGAAGAUGAGAAAAUUAGAAUUUUGACAAGUGAGGUCUGCCGCGAUUCACUGUCUGCAGCAACAAUGUAUGCCUGGCGAAAGCAUGAUUUUCAAUUCACGAAUAUCGCGAAGUUUAACUUCUGGGAAUCAACCUCCGUCAUACUCAGCUCAGUUUCAAGCAAAAUCAUAAACCAAACUAUUGAUGAACACAAUGCUCUUGCCUUCGUGCAUAGCUAUUUGCAAGGAAGACUCGAUUUAUUGAAAAAGAUCAAAGACUUGACUGAGCUGGAAGAAGAUGUUUCGGAACGGUUAGCAGCAUAUUCUAUGAUGGAAACAUCAUUUUUAGUUACACUCUGCUCGCCUGAUAUAGCAGUUUGCCAGCUGGUCGCGUCAAGCAUCUCUCUAUUCGCAGAAGAGAUUCGUCUUGUUGAAUCCGCACCGGACUUCAACAAGCUAUCAUUGGCAAGUGCGCGUAAUAUGGAAGUUUACCAAGAGCUUUCUUCAAAAGACUUUAGAUUUACAGGUAUAGUUGCUUUUCAGAAGCGAGCGAGAGGUCUUUUGCGUCAAAUGCAACAUCCUACUGCCGGCAUCAUCAACGCAUGGGAGACUAUCUUUGAUCGAUGGGUUAGAUUAUCCAAGCAACUUAUCGCGCGCUCUGAGGUUCUCGAUGAAAAAUCUUUGGGAGAGUGGCGCAAUUGUUCUGGAUUCCUUGCUUCUCUUGGUGGCAUUUGUAUCGCAGGCCGAUCUCUUCUUUCCACCCCUGACGAUCAGGCACUUGCCAGUUUGCGAUGGAUCGAUAAAGUAACUGCGGAAAGCUACGAUGAAACCUUGCUCAAUCGAUAUAUGCGGCAGAGUGUUCAAUUAUUAGCUAGCAACAGCUUCAGGAUACGUGAAGGCACCAGAGACGCCCUCUCUAGUGAUCUUGCCAAACCAUUACACAUGCCUCUGUUUGAGGCUCUCCAAACAGAACUGGAUGUUUUAUUCGAUAGUCCGCGGAGCAACGCAAUCCCUGUCGAAUCUCGGAUCGUUUUUGCAGAACAGGCAGCGUCUCUACUAAAGAGUAUCGUUGAGAAGCUCGGAAGCCCAGCUGAAUUAGGUACAGGAAUGCCAGUUGAUAUUGGUGCCUUGGCACUCAAUUUUGCGAAGUUCCUGAAUGGUUCAGCAGAAGGGGCAAGCGCGUUGAGGGUCAAAAUUAAGAUAUGUCAGUUAUGUGAAACUCUCACGCAGAAGAAAGAGCUCUUGAAUUUAAGGCACGACGUGCGUAUUCGUAAUCAGCUUUUGGAAGUGAUUUUUGGAUGGAUCGCGCGCCCAGGAACCCCAAAUGCCGAUACUGGUAUUCAUCUAGUAGGAAAUCGCCUUGAUGAGCUUGUUCGCCUCCAGAAAGAUCUUGACAGAGCUUCUUUGAAGGCGCUAGCAGAAUUGACAUAUCGUCUUCCCCUGCAACCAGCCGAAGGCCAAUCCGAUGCAGAUACAAGCGACUUGAAGUCACAGAUGUUCCAUACAUAUUUCAACAGGUUUUUAUCGCUCCUCAAUCACGAAUCGGCAGAAAUCGGUAGGAAUGAGGUGCGGCUCACAUCUGCUGUGAGUGAUGAUUCUAUGAGUAGUCCAGAACUUGCAAUAUCUGCACUUUCUAAUCUUUUGAGCGCCAAUAUCGAUGUUGGCCUCAAACACUCCUUGGGUAUUGGCUAUCAUGAAGAUCUUGAGGUUAGAACAGCUUUCGUCAAAGUUCUUUGCAACAUUUUGAUUCAGGGUACCGAAUUCAACAAUUUGUCUGAUGCAGCCGUGAAUCAAAAGUAUGAUGAACUUCUUGAACUACUUGUUAAUGACAUGACACUUACAAUUGCACUUUGCGAUGCAUGCCCGAAAAAUGAGGCUGAACUUUUGAGAAGAAAUUGUGUUGCCACCAAGCUUCUGUCAGUCUAUGCAAAAUGGAAGGGCGCUGCGUAUCUGAAAGCGACGCUACAGAAAGUCUUAGAGCGUCUAGUUCUUACUUCAAAAGACCUGGAUCUUGAACUUGAUCCUGCUAGAACAACUUCCCCGGAGGAAUUGCAGAAAAAUGCUCUUCAGCUUCGUGUAGUGACAAAAGUCUUCAUCGAUGAUAUAUGUAACUCUGCAUCGCGUAUUCCGGUGUCUUUCCGAAAAAUCUGCAACAUUAUCUCUUCUUGCGUGAUGAGAAGGUUUCCGGAUGCAAAAUUUACUGCCGUCGGUGCCUUUAUAUUCCUACGAUUUUUUUGCCCAGCGAUUGUCGCCCCUGAUGCAGAAGGCUUGAUAGCGUCCCCACCAUCGAAAGAAAUGCGCCGGGGUCUUCUCCUUAUUGCAAAAGUAGUCCAAAAUUUAGCCAACAACGUCCUUUUCGGGGCAAAGGAGCCUUACAUGUAUCCUCUAAACGAUUUCUUGACACAAAAUAUAUACCGUGUAACGACAUUCUUGCGGGAGAUAUCAGCACCUCCCAAUGUUAGGGAAACACUUGCUGAGUCCGAGUCUUUCGAUUUUGGCUCUUGCGUAGCUUUGCAUCGGUUUUUGUAUGAUCACUGGGACCAUGUUCGACAAAAGCUUGUUCUUCGUGAACGACAACUCUCUGUGAGAUCUCCUAUUGAUGGUGCCAAGAGUCAUACUCCAGUUUUGGAUGCCCUUCGAACGCUCAUCUCUAAUCUCGGACCACCACCAAUGGAUGUGUCCUGGAAUAGGCCAGCGAUUUCACAAAAUACACCACCGUCGUAUUCACGCUUCCAACACUUCAUGCUUAGAAAUGCUGGUCGAAGUUCAGAAGCUGUAGUAUCAAAUAGGGCCGUAUAUGAUGGUGGUGAAAGCAAGAUCGCAAGCCGCAUGUGGCAUAAACCAUUUGGUAUCUUGAUCGAUGCAACCUGUUAUAAUGGUCAAAACGAGCCUCAGGAUGCACUUUUUCGAAGGCUUGAUUUGCUUACGCCAACAGAGCUCUCAAAGCAACUAUCUAGGGUAUAUGUCUACAACAUGAAUAGUGCAUUUAGGAAAUGUUUUCGACGCAUUCUCCGGCUAUCUGCAAAGAGCGAAAAUAGCGCCUUCCAUCCGAAGAACGUUGACUAUCACCUGAUUGGUAGUCUUCAAGACUUACAAUCUCAUUUCCAUCUUACACAGCUUCAUCUACCUAAAGAGACUAUAAGCGUUGUCACAGACACGAGAUACGUCUUCCAGCCAAUCAUAAGAUUGUCUAAAACGAAAGGCAAGGUAGAAGUGAUAAUCAAAAUAGGUAAUCAAUUUGUUCAGGUGACAACAACGAAGAAACAAGAAGUUGUUCCAGGCCUUAGACUGCAUGCUACAGUCAACGAUAUUUUCCGCUUAGCAGAGGUCGAUGAGGCACCCACCUCAAUACAGACCGAGGAUGACUCUGCAUUUGGUUUACGGACUGACAACGGCAAGAUUGUAAUGUACUUCACUAGUCCGAGAAAGAGCGAUAUUUUACAAGCUAUUCGCAGUGCUAAGACUAAGCAUGGAAAAGAAUUGAGGACCUUGAAGUCAAUUGAGAGAUUGGUCAGACCGCAAGAUGUACCAGGAACACUCCUCAAUAUUGCCCUCACUAACAUGGCGAGCCCUAACGCGGUUCUGCGGCUUGCAUCCUACAACUUGUUGUGUGCUCUCUGUCGAGCGUUUAAGUUCGCAGCUGAUUCUAAAUUCAUGAGUACAAAGGAAUUAUGUGUUCCUUUGAACCCAUCACAAUUUAUUGUUGAAAUCAGUGCGCAAUUGGCUCGCUCAGAGCCUCAGCUCACAGGAGACUUUCUCAAUGAAUUUUUCGUUGGAUGGGAAAGUUUCCCAUACUCGCAGAGACCUUUAAGCUUAGCGUAUAUGGCGCCUUGGCUACCAAGUUUGAGAACUCAUCUAAUACCCAAUGAAGCUGAUGGCGAUAAGGGAAGAGACAAAGUCGCUGUUAUCUUCAGAAAGCUUAUUGAAGUCGCCAUAUCCGACGUUGUUCUUAGCAUUACCCUGGAACAAAGCAUCUGGCCAGCAAUUUGCAAGGACGAAGUGUAUAUGGAUAUAUUCCUAGAGGAGAUUCUCAAACCAGCUCUUAAUUUUGGUAUCGAUGAUGAACGGACAGAGAUUCUGGGUUCCAUUCUUGCCUCACUCGACACAAUUACGAUACGUGGAAAACUAAUCUCAAGGCUUCGAAAGGCUCUCAAUCGUACCUCACUCCGACCAACAAGGCAUCUUCAUGAAAACACAGUUUGGGGUGAGAUUUGUGUUCUUUUAAGACUCACCUUGUCUGUUUCGUUCGAUAGCGGUGUCCAGUCGCAAUUGUAUCUCCCUGAAGUCUUCCAUCUUGUCACCAUGCUGGCUAAUACAGGCUCGUCCGACUUGAGAUUAAUUGUUCAUCGCUUACUUGUCAAUACUAUCCAUGCUAUGUGCACCACAUUUGUGUUGGAAGAAAGCAAGCUUGCUCGAUUAAAGGUUAUGCUAUCGUCAAUAUCGGAGCCUCGUCAAGAGUCUCCGUUCAGCAUACUUUCAAGAGACGGUGCUUCUCUUCCUUCAUCACAAGACUCGGGUCCCUCAGCAUUAUUAGCCACGGAGUCUCUUGCUGGCCUUCUCUCCGAUAUAAGUAUCGUAGCGGCUCCAACAGUUGAUUUGUCAAACGCAUGGCGUGCCAGGUGGAUGAGUUUGGUGGCAAGCACUGCUUUCCAGAGUAAUCCAGCCAUACAACCCAGGGCGUUUACUGUUAUGGGCUGUUUGGCUCGGGAAGAUGUCGAUGACGACCUACUUUAUCAAGUGCUGGUAGCACUUAGAAGCAGCAUCGGUCGAUAUAUGGAAGAUAGCGACAGUGAAAUGAUGGUUGCUAUAGUCACAGCUCUCACCAAGAUGAUGGAUAAACUACCCUCGGCAUCACGUUAUGGAACCCAACUAUUCUGGCUUGCGUUAUCCCUUGUGCGCUUGGUACCAAUUGGACUUUUCAAUUGCGCGGCGAUGUUUCUAGAUGCCGUCCUACUCAACAUUGGAGCUUCCGGUGAACUCAGCAAUGGGCGCAUGAUCUCGACAUUAUUGCAAGGCAGAGCGCCACUUGAUGAAGCGGCAAUACAACUGGAUGAAAUAUAUGGGAUUCAUUUCACUGCAGAAAACUUCCAUUUCGCAGUUUCUGCUUGCAUGGUAAAAGGUAUGACGGAUUCAUUAACGAGAUCUACUGCUAUGCGUGUAAUAUCAACAUUCCUCGACACGACCAUCACUAAUGCGCCUGAUGGAAUCUCGUUUCCACGAGAUAUUAGUUGCAUACCAUAUCUUGGUCUUCUAUUGGCCCGAGCGCUCAAUCCAGAAGAUGCAGGGCAUAGUUUAUGGCUUGCUACUGCUACUCAGGGAGAAAACACCCCAUAUUCAGAGUCAGAUAUGGACAGUAUAGCACAAAUUGCGGGUCUCAACGAGAGAGAAUUGCUCCUUACUUGCGCCAUUGGUUUAGUCGACUUUCACUAUUUAGAUGAUAUCAUUCAAAAUCGCGCAUUGCAAUGGCUCAAUAAGCUUGCCAUAUCAUCAUCAAACGUCAUGCUACGCCUCUCCGGCCCAAUCACGAACAUACUAGAUGAUGUUCUUAUAUCUUGCCAGAAUUCGACAACGCUCGAAUCUGCACAUCAAUUGUUACGUACCAUUACCUCAAAUCCUCAGUUCUCAGCCGCGAUGGAGAACACCGAUGCGUUGGAUAGAGUAUUGAGUAGCAUAGGCUUUGGAGGUUUGUGGAAGAAUUCGACCUACCAAGGCCAUCAUGAGGUCGCUAGAGAGUGUACUGCUUUGACUGAUAAGCUUAUCGAGCUUAUCAUUGCAUAA
Molecule: messenger RNA, 7686 nt
Organism: Sclerotinia sclerotiorum 1980 UF-70
Lineage: Eukaryota; Fungi; Ascomycota; Leotiomycetes; Helotiales; Sclerotiniaceae
Exons: 15
Coding region: 1-7686 (2561 amino acids)
Biological process (GO): regulation of GTPase activity
Source: RefSeq, a predicted model, not a curated record